AACUUUGGUAUAAAUUUCAGAAAAUGAUGCGUUUAACAAGAGCACCUGCUAGAUUAAUAGCUUAUGGACUUGUUGUUUUAAGUUUGUUACUUCUAGCUUAUUCACAGAAGUUUGUUGAGAUACCUAUGUCAAGAAUUGAUUACUUUUUCCUCAAUGAGGUUAAACCUGAGUCCUCAAGAACUGAAGAGCUGAAUUUGAUCUGUAUUCUUUGCCAAAGUUCAAACAUUGAGUUAGGCAGUGAUCUUACAAGGCAGAUACGACAAGCCUCUGUAAUGCUAAAAUCAGCUGUAAUGUUUUCUCAGAAACUGUUACAUUUUCAUAUUCUUGCUGAUAACAGUAACCUAUACUCUAGAUUGGUAAAUAUGACACUUGGAUGGCCGGAGAUCUACAAAAGAAAACUAAGGUUUUCAAUGCAUCCAGUUUGGUAUCCUGAGGGGAGAGAUGAUAUGAGAGUUCUGUUCCGUGAGUGUGCUACUGAACGCCUUUUUGUUCCAGAUAUAUUUCCAAACAUUGAAAAGGCAAUUUAUCUUGAUACAGAUUUGAUAUUUUUGCGACCCGUUGAACAUCUUUGGGAUGAGUUCAACAACUUUAAUCAAAACCAGAUUUCUGCCAUGUCCCCAUGUUUGUAUCAUUAUGGUUCAGAGAGAAAUAAAAUUCCAUUUUUUGGUGAAACAGGUCUGAAUGCAGGCAUUAUGCACAUGCAUUUGAAAAGAAUGAGAAAUAUGGACGGUGGUUGGACAAAUGCUAAUCUAGCCAUGUUUGAAAAAUACAAGGAUCAAAUUAGUCUGGCAGAUCAAGAUAUUUUAAAUAUUCUUUUUCACUUUCAUCCAGAGAAAAUUUAUGAACUACCCUGCCAUUGGAACUACAGAGUGUGGCAGUGCAGUCAGGGUGAGAACAAAUGUACUUCAGCAACUGAUCAGGGGGUUUCUAUUCUUCAUGGUAAUGCUCUCACAUUUGUCAAGUUUAAUCACAGAGAGACAUGGGGCAACCCAAAUAUUCCUGGGGUUAAUACAAGAUUGGUGUUUUUACUGGGAAUGGUGAGCGAUGUUGCAAAACAAAAUUCUGUGAAAAAGGAGGCCAUGCAGUAUAAAGAUAUUGUACAAGGAGACUUCUUGGACACAUACCGCAAUCUCUCUUAUAAGAAUGUAUUUGGUAAACUCUGGGUUUCAAACUUUUGUGAGCAAGCUGACUUUGUUGUGAAGACUGAUGAUGAUAUGUUUGUUGAUCUGUAUGCUACUUAUUUCUUCACCAGACAAUAUCUUGUAAGCCCAGAAUAUAAUGAUAACAGCUUUCUUCUUUGUCCCAUGUGGCCACCUACAAGAAUUCUGAGAGAUAAGAAAAGAAAGUGGUAUGUGAGCUAUGAUGAAAUUUCAAAAAAAGAAGGAGGUGAUUUGUAUCCACCGUAUUGCUCUGGAUACUUCUAUAUCUUGAAUCCCGGAACUUCUGCAAGAUUAGUAGUUGCAGCUCAGACAACAAAAUUUUUAUGGAUAGACGAUGCCUGGGUAACUGGUUACAUAGCAAAGAAGUUGAAAAUCAAACAGCUGGAUAUAAAACUAUUAUUGAAGAGAAAGAUGAAAGACGGUUUAAUGAUCAAAUCAAUUCAAACUCCAGAAAUCUAUCAUAAGGACAUCUUAGCUACACCAAAUGGUAGAAAUUUGGAGAUUUCACAAACACUGAACAAGCAUGCUUAUUGGUGUUACAUUCAUCAGUGCUUUAACAAUAUCUAUCAUCCAUCAACCAACAUAUCUAAUACUAAAGAUGUCAUAGAGGAUGGUGUUUUAUCAAAAUGAAAAUUGAUGAAAAAAUGGCAGCUUUUGGCAUCCCCAAAAAAAAGUGAACCAGAAAUGUAGAAUUUGCCUAAUCAUUGCAAACAUAAUCUAAAAAUGUUUAUUUUUAAAAAUUCAACAAAAAAAUAAAUCAAUAAAUAAAAUGUUGGAAACUACAAAUCUUCGAUCAACAAUGAACGAGUAGAAACAUACAAAGUAGCAUCAAAUAUUUAAAGUUCCAUAAUUUUUACUUCAAGAAUGGGAAAAAAGGGGGGUGUGGAUUAAAAUGCAAAUGAAAGACCAAUACAGUAUGUAUCAUCUUUUAUAUAUAAUUGAAGGCCUUCUAAAUGUUGUAACU
Messenger RNA from Eurytemora carolleeae, 2124 nucleotides. RefSeq names its product LARGE xylosyl- and glucuronyltransferase 2. The coding region runs from base 24 to 1790 and encodes 588 amino acids. Gene Ontology annotation, cellular component: membrane. The record is from RefSeq and is a predicted model, not a curated record. NCBI's taxonomy places the organism in Eukaryota, Metazoa, Arthropoda, Copepoda, Calanoida, Temoridae. Gene Ontology annotation, molecular function: hexosyltransferase activity; UDP-xylosyltransferase activity. Gene Ontology annotation, biological process: protein O-linked glycosylation via N-acetylgalactosamine. The transcript is spliced from 23 exons.